AUGACUUCCUUGAAAGAAGAAAUGACGGAGCAGGCGACGACUUUCAGCGUGGAAGAAGCGGCCCUAUAUGACCGACAGAUGCGUCUAUGGGGUGUUGAAGCUCAAAAGCGUCUUCAAAACUCACACGUAUUAAUAAGCGGACUCUCGGCUUUAGGUUCUGAACUCGUCAAGAAUCUUGUUUUGGCGGGAAUCAAUGUGACGCUACAUGACCUUAAAAUUACAACGCACGCAGCUGCAUCCAUACAGUUUUUAUUGUCUGAUGACGAUGUCGGAAAAAAUCGCGCUGAGGCCUGUCUGCCUCGUGUACAAGAGCUAAACCCACUGGCAAAAGUUCUGUGCGAGACAAAGGCGCUAGAAGAUUAUUCUGAUGACUAUUUCAAGCAAUUUACAGUCGUGUGUCUGAUAGGAGCUGCGCAAAGUACCGAGUUGAGACUGGAUGUGCUCUGUCGAUCGUUAGGAAUAGCUUUUUAUGCUGCCAGGACCUUUGGGUUUGAUGGUAUUGUGUUUGCUGAUCUGGGCAACUACACGUUCCGCCGUGAUGCCAUAGGGACCGAUGUAGCCACAAGUGAUCCAAUACCAGUCACAUUUCCGACAUUGGAACAGGCCCAAAAGAUCAAGUGGAGCUCCUUACAAAGUGCCCGGAAGCGUGCGCCACAAUUACCAAAAGUUUUUGUCAAAAAUCAAUUGUUGCAGGGAUACAAGAGCGUCAAAGGCAUUCAGAAGAUUACUGAGGAUCUUGUUGUAGACUUUAUUCGGUAUGCGAGAGAGGAGUUUGAAAAGAACGGACUGGGGGACGAUUAUAUGACGUUGGAUGAGCUGCAACAAUUGUUGCGUGCUGCUGACAUCGAUCUUGUACCAGUCUGCGCGAUUGUGGCUGGAAUUCUUGGUCAAGAGGUCAUUAAGGCCAUUUCGCAAAAGGACGAGCCAAUCUGCAACUAUUUUUGUUUUGACGGGGUCUCGGGUAUCGUGAGAAAGAUUGGGUAG
This is a messenger RNA of Plasmopara halstedii, 984 nucleotides long. Its product is annotated as sumo-activating enzyme subunit 1. Gene Ontology annotation, biological process: protein sumoylation. The transcript is spliced from 4 exons. Gene Ontology annotation, cellular component: SUMO activating enzyme complex; cytoplasm. Lineage: Eukaryota; Oomycota; Peronosporomycetes; Peronosporales; Peronosporaceae. Gene Ontology annotation, molecular function: SUMO activating enzyme activity. The coding region runs from base 1 to 984 and encodes 327 amino acids. The record is from RefSeq and is a predicted model, not a curated record.